AUGGCUCUCCAAAUGAGAAGGAGUGAGGAAACUGAGAGUGAAGAGGAAGGAGAAGAGGUGAACCAAUUGGUUGAUGAAGAUGACAAGAGGGGAACCAAGAUGAGCCAAUGGAAGAGGCUGAGGCAGAGCAAGAGGAGGAUGAGCUCCCCAUGUACCAAGAGCACUACAAUGCUCUCUUCUCCAUGGACUUUGUGGAGACCAAGUACCCACAUGAUGACACAUGAGAGGCCUUGGAUCUUUGAGGAUGUGGAGUUGUUUGAUGAGCUCGAUCGAGCUGAGUUGGACCAAGGCUGGGGGUACACGUUCUUGGCAAAGGGAGAGAAGAAGAUGGUGACCUUUAGGCAGCUUGAGAUACUGUUUGGGUUCACUAUGGAGAAGGAACCUAUGGAACAUCAAGGAAAAGAACUCCAAAGAGUAUGGGCUACAAUCGCUGAAGAGGGGUACUCUUCCUCAAGGUCCAAGGCUGCCCAGAUCAGAGUCCUGUGCUUAGAUAUGUCACAAGGCUCUUGCAACACCUUCUUUGCAAGGAAAGCCACUGGACAAUCAAUGAGGGAGAACUCCACCUACAAGAUCACAGCUUACAACACUAGGCACCAAAGAGGAAGAAAGCUUAGUGUUGGAGGGGUCAUCACACCAAUCUUUGUGCAGCAGGAGUCAAGUGGACAAGAGAAGGUCUACUCCACCAGGUUGGAUGGACAUCAAGUUUUGCAAGACCAACCUCUCAUUGAGCACAAGGAGUUGGAUGGGAGAUUCCAAUUCAAGUUCACCCAUCCAUUGGCUGGACCUCCAAGCUUCUUCUGCCCAACCCUGAGCUCACCACAGUCUAGGAGGUGA
Messenger RNA from Microthlaspi erraticum, 834 nucleotides. The record is from the annotation of a GenBank genome assembly. NCBI's taxonomy places the organism in Eukaryota, Viridiplantae, Streptophyta, Magnoliopsida, Brassicales, Brassicaceae.